GGUGCUGGUGAGGGCGUGGGCGGUCGUGGCCUGUGCCAGAUUUCCUCGGUUAGCUUCGGCCGCAGCCUCCGCCCCCGCCUUCCUGCGGCGAAGUGGGGCUGAUUGGCGCCUGCGCCACCGUGUGCGGUGGGGAAGCGGCCAAGCGUCGGGCUGGGGCGGGAGACGAGGGGAAACAGAGUCACGUUGGAAAGGAAGGGAGCUUCGUGCGUGGGUGGCACUACUUUCUCUGGCUUCCAGAAAGAAUCCCGUCCCUGGCCACGCGCUAGGGACUUGGCCCCGUCACUCUCCACAGAGUCAGCACCCCUCUUCUUCCCCCCCUUGCUGUGCCCAGGGGUCCCGCCCUGGCUGCCUGCAGCCUCGACCUGUCCCAAAAUGGCUAGAACCCAUUCCAGCGGUCUCCUUCCCACCCCUCCCCCUCACAUCCCAAGCCCCUAAAGUGCUCCCUCCACGGGCUCUCCACAGUGUCAGCUUACAAGCCUUAUAUAGUCUGAGCAGGCUCCAGCGGCCUGCUGGGACCCGGAGAAGGAGGGGGAGUUGGCCCCUGACUCACCCUGCCGCCCUCCUGAGAUUCCAGGUUAGCUUGGGCCAAGCAGUGCCAAUUAGUCCCACAGCCCACCCCUGGAGGAGAAAAGAAGUCGAACUUGAUGAGGACUUUCCUCACCCUGCCGGUAGCAGGGGGCAGGGUGGAGAACUUGCCUGUUGCCUGUGAGGUCUGCCUGCCAGGAGCCCCGCCAAACCCGACGAGAUACCUGCCUCCCAGUGCCUGUGUGUGCUGAGCAGCCGCCUGUGCUUUCUGGAACAGACACCAUGGAUUCCUUCAAGGUAGUGCUGGAGGGACCAGCACCUUGGGGUUUUCGGCUGCAAGGGGGCAAGGACUUCAAUGUGCCCCUCUCCAUCUCUCGGCUCACUCCUGGGGGCAAAGCUGCACAGGCUGGCGUGGCUGUGGGAGACUGGGUGCUGAGCAUCGAUGAUGAGAACGCAGGGAACCUCACACACAUUGAGGCCCAGAACAAGAUCCGUGCCUGUGGGGAGCGCCUCAGCCUGGGUCUUAGCAGAGCCCAGCCUGUUCAGAGCAAACCACAGAAGGCCCUGACCCCUCCCGCCGACCCCCCGAGGUAUACUUUUGCACCAAGCGCCUCCCUCAACAAGACGGCCAGGCCCUUUGGGGCACCCCUACCUACUGACAGCACCCCGCAGCAGAAUGGGUGCAGACCCCUGACAAGUCAACAGUUGCUCAGACAGCUGGUCCCCAAUGCCAGCAAGCAGCGGCUGAUGGAGGAUACAGAAGACUGGCGGCCACGGCCGGGGACAGGCCAGUCCCGCUCCUUCCGCAUCCUUGCCCACCUCACGGGCACAGAGUUCAUGCAAGACCCGGAUGAGGAAUACAUGAAGAAGUCAAGCCAGGUGCCCAGGACAGAAGCCCCAGCCCCAGCCCCAGCCUCAACUAUACCCCAGGAACCCUGGCCUGGCCCCACCACCCCCAGCCCUACCAGCCGCCCACCCUGGGCCGUGGACCCUGCAUUUGCUGAGCGCUAUGCCCCAGACAAAACUAGCACAGUGUUGACCCGGCAUAGCCAGCCAGCCACACCCACGCCUCUGCAGAACCGCACCUCCAUAGUGCAGGCCGCAGCUGGAGGGGGCGCAGGAGGGGGCAGCAAUAAUGGCAAGACUCCCAUCUGCCACCAGUGCCACAAGAUCAUCCGGGGCCGCUACCUGGUAGCGCUGGGCCACGCAUACCACCCUGAAGAAUUUGUGUGCAGCCAAUGUGGAAAGGUUCUGGAAGAGGGUGGCUUCUUCGAGGAGAAGGGGGCUAUCUUUUGCCCCUCCUGCUAUGAUGUGCGCUAUGCACCCAGCUGUGCCAAAUGCAAGAAGAAGAUCACUGGAGAGAUCAUGCAUGCUCUGAAGAUGACCUGGCACGUGCAUUGCUUCACCUGCGCUGCCUGCAAGACACCCAUUCGCAACAGAGCCUUUUACAUGGAGGAAGGGGCGCCCUACUGCGAGCGAGACUAUGAGAAGAUGUUUGGCACGAAAUGUCGAGGCUGUGACUUCAAGAUUGAUGCUGGAGACCGCUUCCUGGAAGCUCUGGGCUUCAGCUGGCAUGACACAUGCUUUGUUUGUGCAAUCUGUCAAAUCAACCUGGAAGGAAAGACCUUCUACUCCAAGAAGGACAAGCCCCUUUGCAAGAGCCAUGCCUUCUCCCACGUCUGAGUGCCUUCCACAUACUGUUGCUGCCCCACCCUGCCUGAGGGGUGAGAAAUCGAGAGUGAUCACCCUCAACAUUUCUGGGUAGGGCUGACAGUGGUUGUCCCAGCCCCGACUCCUGGCCAGAUCCUGGGGUUCCCUGAAUCCUGUUUCACCUUCUUCACAAUCCCCUUACUUCACUUCCUCCACCACCGUCACUCAUUGGUGCUGGCCAUACUAGGUCCAGUUCCAGUGCCACAAUAAACCUGUAUCUAGCUGUCUGCCUCCCCCUU
Molecule: messenger RNA, 2474 nt
Organism: Chionomys nivalis (European snow vole)
Lineage: Eukaryota; Metazoa; Chordata; Mammalia; Rodentia; Cricetidae
Gene: Pdlim7
Product: PDZ and LIM domain 7
Exons: 14
Coding region: 808-2208 (466 amino acids)
Biological process (GO): actin cytoskeleton organization; muscle structure development; heart development
Cellular component (GO): filamentous actin; adherens junction; stress fiber
Molecular function (GO): muscle alpha-actinin binding; actin binding
Source: RefSeq, a predicted model, not a curated record